UGACGUUCCACUGUUGCUCGGAGGAUUUUCUGUAAUUUUGAACAGGCAAAAUUGUGGUUACCUAAUUUGUCUGACAGGACCCGCCCACCACUAGCGGAAGAUGAAUGCAGGAAGCUACGGAGCCGGCUUCGGUGUAGGCUUCGGGAUGUGGUUUCUGUGUUUCCUGCUGCUGUCGCUGCUCUCUGAAGUGUCUGGGGGUGCAGACUCUAAGGCUGUCACCACCACCCUUACAACCAAAUGGGCAGAUACUCCUCUGCUGCUGGAGGCCAGUGAGUUCCUGGCAGAAGAGAGUCAGGAGAAGUUCUGGGACUUUGUGGAGGCCAGUCAGAACAUAGAAGGAGAACAUGAUGACACAGAUCAGGCCUACUAUGACCUGAUCGUGAAGAAAGCCAGUGCCUUUAUCAGCUCCGUCCAGGUGAACAUGCUGAAGUUCGCCCUCUCCUUAAGAGCCUACUCUGCAACAGUACACUCCUUCCAACAGAUAGCAUCCAAUGAGCCUCCUCCAUCUGGUUGCUCAGCAUUUUUCAGCGUCCAUGGAGAAAAGACGUGUGAUGCAGAAAGUUUAGCAGCACUGCUGAAAACAGCACCUGCGAGACCAAAGCCAUAUCUUUUUAAAGGUGAUCACAAGUACUCAGGAUCCAAUCCAGAUGCUCCUGUUGUCAUUCUCUACGCUGAAUUUGGGACACCAGAUUUCCAGAGGCUUCAUCAAGUCAUAGUAUCCAAAGUUAAUGAAGGCCUAGUGACGUAUGUUCUCCGCCAUUACCUGGCUAAACCAAGUGGAAAGAGGGUCUAUCUGUCUGGCUAUGGAGUGGAGCUGGCCAUCAAAAGCCAGGAGUACAAGGCAAAGGAUGACACGCAAGUCCAAGGGGCGGAGGUGAAUGCUACAGUGAUUGGAGAGAACGAUCCGGUGGACGAGGUCCAGGGAUUCCUUUUUGGCAAACUGAAGACCCUGUACCCUGAGCUCAAAGAACAGUUGAAGGAGUUGAGAAAACAUUUGGUAGAAAGCACCAAUGAAAUGGCACCCCUGAAAGUUUGGCAAAUGCAAGAUCUGAGUUUCCAGACAGCAGCUCGCAUUCUCGCCGCUCCCGCUGUCGAUGCCCUCAACGUCAUGAAAGACCUCAGUCAGAACUUCCCCACCAAAGCCAUGUCCAUCACUAAAACUGUGGUCAACUCUGAGAUCCGCAAAGAGAUCGGCGAGAACCAAAAGUUUUUCAAAGGAACUCUGGGCCUGCAGCCUGGGGAUUCAGCCCUGUUCAUUAACGGACUGCAUAUAGAUCUGGACACACAAGACAUCUUCAGUGUGUUUGAGGUGCUGCGCAGUGAGGCCAGAGUGAUGGAGGGUCUGCGCUCCCUGCACAUCGAGACGCCAUACAUCCACGACAUCCUGAAGCUCAACGUCCAGCCCUCUGACUCUGACUACGCUGUUGACAUCCGCAACCCCGCCAUCAGCUGGAUUAACAACUUGGAGACGGAUCACAGGUACAGCUCGUGGCCUUACAACGUGCAGGAGCUGCUCAGGCCAACCUUCCCCGGAGUCAUCAGGCAAAUCCGCAAAAACUUCCACAAUCUGGUGAUCAUUCUGGACCCAACUCAGGAGAAUGCUGCUGAGCUGCUCAGUGUUGCAGAGAUGUUUUAUGCUAACAACAUCCCACUCAGGAUAGGCUUGGUGUUUGUGGUGUCGGAUGAAGAUGACAUCGACGGCAUGCAGGAUGCCGGCGUGGCGCUGGUCCGAGCUUACAACUACAUCAGCGACGAGGUGGACAGCCAGAGCGCAUUUGAAGCCGUUAUCUCAAUGUUUAACCGGAUACCCAUCGGUGGACAGCUGAGUGUCGGGGACGUGGUGAAAGUGCUGGAGAAGAGGUUUCCCUACGUGGAGGUCAGCAGCGUCCUGGGAGCCGACUCCAAUUAUGACAGCAGCAGGAAGGAGGGGCGGGCGUAUUACAAGCAGACGGGCGUGGGCCCGUUGCCUGUGGUCAUGUACAACGGCAUACCUUACCAGCGUGAGCAGCUGGACCCGGAUGAACUGGAGACGGUCACGAUGCAAAAGAUCCUGGAGACCACCUCCUUCUACCAGAGAGCCGUCUACCUGGGCGAGCUGGCGACAGAUCACGACGUCGUGGACUUCAUCAUGAAUCAGCCCAACGUUGUUCCCCGCAUCAACCCCAGAGUGCUGUCCACCAGCAGAGCAUACCUGGAUCUGUCUGACACCAACAACCACUUUGUAGAUGAUUACGCUCGCUUCUCGACUCUGGACAGCAAAGAGAAGAGCACCGCUGUGGCCAACAGCAUGAACUACAUGACUAAGAAAGAUGACGGCUACAUCCGUCCUGUGACCUUCUGGGUGGUCGGAGACUUUGACAAGCCCUCAGGACGUCAGCUUCUUUAUGAUGCCAUCAGACACAUGAAAACCAGCAACAACGUCCGACUGGGGAUGAUCAACAACCCAUCAGGCUCUCCGUCCCUUGAGAUGAGCCGCGUGUCCAGAGCAAUCUGGGCCGCCAUGCAGACGCAGUCCGCCAACAACGCCAAGAACUUCAUCACCAAGUUGGCCAAAGAAGAGACAGCCGUGGCCCUGGAGAAGGGAGUCGACAUUGGCGAGUUCGCUGUCGGGGGUAUGGAUAUGGCAUUGUUCAAGGAUGCGUAUGAGAGUCCCAAAUUAGAUUUCCUGCUGUCCCACGCAGCCUACUGCCGAGACGUGCUCAAACUGAAGAAAGGACAGAAAGCAGUGAUCAGCAACGGAAGAAUUAUAGGUCCACUGGACGAGGAGGAGGUGUUUAACCAAGAUGAUUUCCUGCUCUUGGAGAGCAUCAUCCUGAAAACAUCCGGAGAGCGAAUCAAAAGCAAAGUCCAACACAUUGGUAUCGAGGAAGACAGGGCCAGCGACCUUGUGAUGAAGGUGGACGCUCUGCUCUCCUCUCAGCCCAAAGGAGAGGCCCGCGUAGAAUAUGGCUUUGCCGAUGAUCGCUACAGUGCUGUGAAGAUCCGCCCUAAGGAGGGAGACGUGUACUUUGAUGUUGUUGCCGUGGUGGAUCCUGUAACCAGAGACACACAGAAACUAGCUCCUCUCCUAUUGGUUCUGAAGCAGCUGGUAAACGUCAACUUACGGGUCUUCAUGAACUGCCAGUCCAAACUGUCGGAAAUGCCUCUCAAGAGUUUCUACCGUUACGUCUUGGAGCCGGAGGUGGCGUUUCAGGCCGACGGUAGUUUCUCUCCCGGCCCCAUGGCCAAGUUCCUGGACAUGCCUCAGUCUCCCCUCUUCACCCUGAACCUAAACACUCCUGAGAGCUGGAUGGUCGAGUCUGUGCACACCCGGUACGACUUGGACAACAUCUACCUGCAGGAGGUGGAGAAUAUCGUAGCAGCAGAGUACGAGUUGGAGCACCUUUUGUUGGAAGGCCAUUGUUUUGAUGUCAGUUCAGGCCAGCCGCCCCGGGGCCUCCAGUUCACCCUGGGAACCUCCUCCGAGCCGGUUAUCGUGGAUACGAUUGUCAUGGCGAACCUGGGUUACUUUCAGCUGAAGGCAAACCCCGGCGCCUGGAUCCUGAAGAUGAGGAAAGGACGCUCGGAUGAGAUCUACAAGAUUUACAGCCACGACGGCACAGACUCUCCAGCAGACUCCGAUGACAUUGUAGUCGUGCUCAACAACUUCAAGAGCAGGAUAAUUAAAGUCAAGGUCCAGAAGAAACCAGACAAGUUGAACGAGGAGCUGCUGAGUGACGGGACGGAGGAAAAUGACACUGGCUUCUGGAAUUCUCUGACCAGGGGGUUCACAGGCGGAGGAAAGACGGAGGAACUUAAGCAGGACAAGGAUGACGUGAUCAAUAUCUUCUCUGUGGCUUCGGGCCACCUGUAUGAGAGGUUCCUCAGGAUUAUGAUGUUGUCAGUCCUGAAGAACACCAAAACCCCCGUCAAGUUCUGGUUCCUCAAAAACUACCUGUCCCCAACUUUCAAGGAGUUCAUCCCCCACAUGGCGAAGGAAUAUGGUUUCCAGUAUGAGCUGGUCCAGUACAAGUGGCCCCGGUGGUUACACCAACAGACCGAGAAACAGAGGAUCAUCUGGGGCUACAAGAUCCUGUUCCUGGACGUGCUGUUUCCUCUCGCUGUCGACAAGAUCCUGUUUGUGGAUGCUGACCAGAUUGUGCGAACAGACCUGAAGGAGCUUCGUGACUUUGACCUGGAGGGAGCCCCAUAUGGUUACACCCCGUUCUGCGAGAGCCGGAGGGAGAUGGACGGCUACCGCUUCUGGAAGUCCGGCUACUGGGCGAGCCACCUCGCCGGACGCAAAUACCACAUCAGUGCCCUGUACGUGGUCGACCUGAAGAAGUUCAGGAAAAUAGCAGCAGGAGAUCGACUCAGAGGACAGUACCAGGGGCUCAGCCAAGACCCCAACAGCCUCUCAAACCUCGACCAGGAUCUACCCAACAACAUGAUCCACCAGGUGCCUAUAAAGUCUCUGCCUCAGGAGUGGCUGUGGUGCGAGACCUGGUGUGACGACAGCUCCAAGAAGAGCGCCAAGACGAUAGAUCUGUGCAACAACCCCAUGACCAAGGAGCCCAAGCUGCAGGCCGCGGUGAGGAUCGUGGCCGAGUGGACCGAUUACGACCAGGAGAUUAAACGUCUGCAGACCAGAGUGCAGGAGAGGGCAAACCACACAACAAAGCAGCCAGGCACAGAUGUUCACACAGAAUUGUGAGGAGCGGCGGCGGCGGCGACGAGGGGGCAGACAGGACUCUGUUUAAAGAGUCCGCUUCGUGAAGAGGCUCCUCUCCUGCGGACAGACUGACCACAAACCAGCGCCAAAAUGGUCAAAGGGGGUCUGUUCUUUUUUUUUUUUUUCUUGUCUUUUUUAAAUAACACGUGAAGGGGAGUGUGCAAGCAGUGAGAAUGUACUCCGUGAAGCAAAUCAAUAGAAAUUCUAUUUUCUUUUAGUUUUCUCUGCCCUGCAUUAGAUGUCGGUCUGUAACUUUGCACUGAUUGGGAUUCUGGUUCAGGCUGUGGUCGAAGCACAAAAGGGAGGACAGCCAGAUGAAAUCUCACUGCUGGUUAACUUUGAUCUCCAACAAACCAAACAUUUUGUCUGAAUUCCUCCUCAUGCACUGGAUUAAAACAACUUUAAAGCUGUUGGGCCUUCCUCUGAAUUGUACAGGAAUUUAUUCUUACAUUUUACAGAAAACAUUAUAGAUAAUUUGCUGUUAUUCCGAACUUAAAUCCAGGUGAUAUAUUUGAAGUCAAUAUCUAUACAAAUACUAUAAAGUUUUUUUUUAACUGAUAUGGCAAAUUAAUGUAAAAUCACAAAGUGACAUUCAAAGCAGUGAACUGCCAUCUGCUGGUAUUCGUUACAUCAGACUAAAUUCUUCAAACAUGUGUAAGAGAAACUUAAAAAACUCAGUUUGUUUGGUUUUUAUUACAGUUUAAGUGAAAGUAGGACUUUGGGCAGUGAUAUAUUUUUUUAAACAAUUCUACACUUUCCAAAUGAGAUAUUUGGAAAGUGCUAAAUUAAGGCCACCUCUACAUGUACUGUAUACAUUAUUUUGAACAGCAGUGGAUCCACUGGUCUGUCUUUUUUCUUACUACAUUUAGUACCCAACCCAAACCUAAAAUCACUUUAAAGGGAACGUUUAUGGAAUUUAGUCACGAGUACAUCAAUGAUUUUGAACUUGAAAUAAAAAGUAAGAAUAAAAUACUGAAUCCCCAGUUUCUUGUGGAACAUUACUGUCACUGAGACUCAGGGAAAAGAUGUGUGAAACUUGUCCAUGAAGUUCCAGAACCAGAGGAGAGCAGGAGAGCAGAGAGUUUGUGGUUCUGUGAGGGAAGAGCAGCCAUGACGUGUUCAGCUGAAACUGUCUGGUGUGUUUGUUAAAUGAAAACCCCCCAAAUAAAGAAGUGCUCCAGUGUGUUGUCAACA
Molecule: messenger RNA, 5905 nt
Organism: Scatophagus argus
Lineage: Eukaryota; Metazoa; Chordata; Actinopteri; Scatophagidae
Gene: uggt1
Product: UDP-glucose glycoprotein glucosyltransferase 1
Exons: 40
Coding region: 101-4693 (1530 amino acids)
Cellular component (GO): endoplasmic reticulum
Molecular function (GO): UDP-glucose:glycoprotein glucosyltransferase activity
Source: RefSeq, a predicted model, not a curated record